Molecule: messenger RNA, 861 nt
Organism: Boleophthalmus pectinirostris (great blue-spotted mudskipper)
Lineage: Eukaryota; Metazoa; Chordata; Actinopteri; Gobiiformes; Gobiidae
Product: H-2 class II histocompatibility antigen, E-S beta chain-like
Exons: 6
Coding region: 35-781 (248 amino acids)
Biological process (GO): peptide antigen assembly with MHC class II protein complex; positive regulation of T cell activation; antigen processing and presentation of exogenous peptide antigen via MHC class II
Cellular component (GO): MHC class II protein complex; membrane
Molecular function (GO): MHC class II protein complex binding
Source: RefSeq, a predicted model, not a curated record
GUUGUGGGGCAGGUGUGGCAGGUCCAGAGGAAACAUGAGAACAGGUGAGCUGCUCGGAGUUUCUCUGCUGCUGCUGAGACUCACCACUGCAGAUGGGUUCCUUAUUUAUGGGACAGAGCUCUGCAGGUUCAACUCCUCAGACCUGAAGGACAUCGAGUACGUUUACUCAUUAUAUUAUAACCAUGUGGCGUUCCUGCGUUUCUCCAGUCGUCUGGACUGGUACACUGGGUACACGGAGUUUGGGCUGCACGAGGCUCGCAUCGCCAACAACGACACUGAUCGACUAAACCGGAGACGGGUCAUGAAAGAGAGAUACUGUCUGCAACACGUUCAACUCUGGUACAAGAACGUUCUGAACAGAACCGUGGCUCCUGAGGCGGUGCUGACCUCCUCGCUGCCCCCUGGAGGCUCACAGAGGAUCUUCACCUGCAGCGCCUUCAACUUCUUCCCCAGAAACAUCUCCAUCUCCUGGACCAUCAACGAGGAACCCCCCUCCUCAGAGGUGUCCUCCUCCGACACUUUCCCCAACGGAGACUGGCUCUACCAGGCCCACAGCCAGCUCAGCUACGCCCCCAGGUCUGGAGACAGAGUUUCCUGUUGGGUCGAACACGCCGCUCUCAAAGAUGCUCUAGAGGUGCCCUGGGAGCCGUUGUCUCACGGGGACAGAAACAAAAUGGUCAUGGGGAUUUCAGGCUCAGUUCUGGGUCUGGUACUCGGUCUGAGUGGAAUCCUGUACAACUGCAAGACCCGACCCGACUGUUCCAGAGACUCUGGACUCUGAUCUGAAGGUUGUUGGUUCAAAUCUUCAGAUCAUUCACUGAUUCCAGCUGAUGUGUCCUUGGGCAAGACACUUCACCAGCC